UUGACAACGCUCCCCCAUUUCUUUGUUUCCUUAUUCUCCUCGAUCGACUUACUUGUCUUUCUAAACGACAAGUAAUAGUCAGGCUACUUUAUAAUAUGGAAUACCCUGUUUUCUUCGAGUGCCAGACUCUGGACACAUCACAGAAAGAGAAGAUCAAAAAGUACUUUGAAAUUCGCCGUAAAUCCGGUGGCGGAGAUUGUGGACCAGUAGAAUCAGUUGGUGACAACGUUUACAAGAUCGCGUUUAUUGACCAGAAAGUACAGGAGAGGGUACUUCAGAAACCUAAUCAUGUGUUGGAGAUGCCUGGAGGACCUCUCUCCCUCACUCUGAGAGGCAGCCUGGAGCCUCCACCCACAACAACCUCUCCAGUCAGCAGUCAGGAGAUUCGCCACUCCCUCCCGGUGGAGACAUUGCCACCUGGUGGUCAAGAACAUGUACUUCAUUGUCUGAGCUUAUGUAAGCAGAAGAUCAACACCAUCUGUCGUCCGGGACAGGCCAAGCUCCGUCUUCUAGGGGAAGUGAUAGAGAAGGAUCUAGGUAAGGUUGUUCCAGGGGUGAGGGUGACGCGCCUUGACUCAGCUCAGAUGGUGCUGGAGGGCUUCUCAAGUGAAGUCCGGAUAGCCAGACAGUUGGUUCAAGAUAAAAUAUCUACGGUGAUGGAGCGGGUGGUGCCUGAGGUGUCCCUCCACCUCCUGUUCUUUCUGAGGAAGGAGUAUGGGAGGCCUGAGCACCUGAGCAGCCUGCUGGGGUUUGAAGGCCAGGUGGAGGUAGAGCUGGGGGACACAGAGCUCCGUCUAUUCGCCCUCUCCUCUGGGAAACUGGACCAGGCUGAGAAGGAUCUGCUGGGUGAGUUUGGGGAGGAGAAGAUUGACCUGCCCAACGGUGUCCUCCCAGCUGAACUGAAGUCCAAUCUUGAGAAGAAGGUGAAGGAGAUGAACCAGAGCAGCUGCCGGGUGGUGGCCAGGUACGGUCCUGGGUGUAGAGUGCAGCUGCUGGGCCACCUGAAGCAGGUUCAGGAGCUGAGGGAGGAGAUCGGGGACUUUCUGAUAGACCAGUCCAGUGGAAGAGUUGUGGGACGCCCUCAACAGAACCAUGGUGGCGUAGUCGGUGAAGCGGGCGCCGGACCAAGAUGUGAGGAGACGGUCGCAGCCACCAGCUAUUGCCUCCAGGGAGGGCUGCGGGUAUUGGUUUGUCAGGGUGACAUCACCAAGGAACAGGCGGACGCACUGGUGAACGCAGCCAAUGAGGAUCUGGAUCACGCUGGAGGUGUGGCUGCAGCUCUGAGCCGGGCUGGGGGGCCUGAGGUACAGCGGGCCAGCAGGGAUCUGGUUAGGCAGAUAGGGAGAGUACCCACAGGUACAGUGGUAGAGACUACAGGAGGGAAUCUGCCUUGUAAGAUGCUGCUGCAUGCGGUGGGACCAGUAGGGGGAAGCGUAGGUGGGAAUGAGCGCCCUCUGCUGGAGAAGACAGUAAUGGCAGCCCUGGAUCUGGCAGAGACCCUGGAGCUUCAGACCCUGGCCAUGCCCUGCAUCAGCUCAGGGAUAUUCGGCGUUCCUCUGAAGGUGUGCUCUGAGGCCAUAGUCUCUGCAGUGAGGGACUUUGGGAGGGAACAGCACAUCCUUACCAAGGUCACUCUGAUUGAUGUGAGUGGAGAGGCAGUGAAAGCCAUGCAGGAGGCCUGUGAUAGGCUGUUACAGGGUAAGAGGGAGUUUUCUGGUUGGGAGGGAGAGUCCAGCACCACCACUACCACUACACAUGCUCCUCAGAGACACCACUUCUGCCUCCGCAAGGGAAGCAGCCGCUCCAGAGGUCUGUGUCCAGGUGGAGAUCAUCCAGGGAACCAUAGAGAAGCAGCAGGUGGAUGCCCUGGUGUCCCCCAUGGUUGGUAGUGACCCUCUCUCCUCCCGUGUUGGUAAUGUCUUGUCGAAGGCAGCUGGACCGGGGCUGAUGAAAGCGUUUCUGAGGGAAUCAGGGGGACAGACUGCACCUGGUGACAACGUCCUGGUGUAUGGACUGUCUGGUCUCAGCUCUGGCCGUGUCUUCUUCCUCAGCUGUGCACACUGGGACAACAACUCCCAAGGACCAGCAGUACAGGCUCUGAGGCAGGGUGUGAGGAAAGUCCUGACCUCUUGUGAGAACCGGGGCUUC
Molecule: messenger RNA, 2148 nt
Organism: Coregonus clupeaformis (lake whitefish)
Lineage: Eukaryota; Metazoa; Chordata; Actinopteri; Salmoniformes; Salmonidae
Exons: 5
Coding region: 96-1889 (597 amino acids)
Source: RefSeq, a predicted model, not a curated record